Molecule: messenger RNA, 492 nt
Organism: Pichia membranifaciens NRRL Y-2026
Lineage: Eukaryota; Fungi; Ascomycota; Pichiomycetes; Pichiales; Pichiaceae
Exons: 1
Coding region: 1-492 (163 amino acids)
Molecular function (GO): zinc ion binding
Source: RefSeq, a predicted model, not a curated record
AUGGUCCAGCAUCUCUUUUUGUCAGCAGAACUGAGCAACGUGACCGAUCUAAGGCCACAGGACUCGGUUUCCCAGCCUUUCGAAUACAGCUUCAUCAUCCGGUGCAUAAACUGCCGUGAGGUGCACAGCAAGCCAAUCACAGUGAACCUCUACGAAAGAUACGAGACCGGCGACUCAAAGGGAGACGCCAGUUUUGUCAGCUCGUGUACGUUCUGCAAGUCCAAAUCGCAGCUGUCGAUCAAGCUACCAUCGAAGUUCAAAGGGUAUUCGCAGGACGAUAGUGGCCAACGUGUGAAGAUGCUAGAGAUCGACGCGAGAGGCUACGACGUGGUGGAGUACGUGGCAGACGGUCCGUUUGUAUGCAAGGGUUCAGAAAGCGGUUGUGAGUUCAAGGAGGUAUUGCUAGAGGACACAGAAUGGUACGACUACGACGACGAAGCGGCCCAGGAAACCUCCAUCACCGACGUGAAAUGGGAGAUAGCAAAAAAGUAG